UCAAAUAGAUGAUAUUGUAUUGAGGAUAUUAUGACUGAAAAAGAAAAUGAACUACUCUGUUAACAAGAAUAAGAAAAAACCUGGCAGUGUGAAAUCUACAGUGGUCCUGCUAGUUACGAAAAGAAAAGAAAAGUUUCCAUCGAGAUGAUAAAUCCCAUGAAGAACAACUUAAGGGGACAAGGUAUCCGCAGUGAUGAAAUUAAGCAUCCGUCAUAGGAUACAUAAGGGUGCUCAUCUCAACUCUAUAUUUGUUGAACAUCUGCUACAUUCUGUGCCAAUAAAAAGGUUGGUAUAUCCUUCCUAAUUUGAAAAAUAAAUUUCAAUUUACAUACAGCUUGGGGGAAAAAUCAAGAGGUAGUUUGCAGUCAUUGCAGAGGCCUCUAGACGUCGCUGUUCCCUAAUAACUGAGAACAAUGCCAGGAAAGAGCCUAUCAACCCUCGCUUCUCCUAAAUCACAAUACACUAACAUCAGACCAGCAAACCCUGGGACUGCAGGAAAAAACCAUCACCCUCUGCUUUUCACAUUUUCUGAUGGAUAAUUAUUCCCUUCGGCUCAAAGGAGGCAAGAAUUGAUUCAGACACUCGGGUGCAACCAGGACUAAUUUGUAUCAGUGAGAUACUAAUGGCUACUCUGCUGACGUUCCAUGGAUUCAGAGGGCAAAUCCUGCUUUGCUCUGUCCUGGGUUUACUUUUGGAAUCAUGUGUCGCACAGAUUCGUUACUCUGUGACCGAGGAGAAGGAGAAAGGCUCUUUUGUGGGCGACAUCGCCACGGAUCUGGAGCUUCAGCCUCAGGAGCUUUCAGAACGCGGAGCCCGAAUCGUCUCCAGAGGUAAGACACAGCAUUUUGUUCUGAAUUCCAGAAAUGGCAGCUUAAUCAUUGCAGAUAGAAUAGACAGAGAAGAGCUUUGUCCCGGGGCCCCAAAAUGUUUUUUAAAUUUCGACAUCCUUCUUGAGGAUAAAGCGAAUAUUUUUGGAGUGGAUGUGGAAAUAAUUGAUAUCAAUGAUAACAAACCUUACUUUCAGACUGAAGAAGUGGAAGUAAAAGUCAGUGAAAUCGCAACGCCCGGAAUGCGAUUUCCUCUCCCAGAAGCAUUCGAUUCAGAUACGGGUGUGAACUCAGUUCAGAGCUACCAGCUGAGCCCGGACCAUCAUUUCUCUCUGCAUGUGCAAAGAGGAAUAGACGGGGCCAAAUACCCGGAACUCGUGUUAGAGCAAGCCCUGGACCGUGAGAAGCAGUCAAUUCACCAUCUCAUUCUCAGGGCCUCCGACGGGGGAGAUCCUAUUCUCUCAGGCACCACAAGAAUCCGAGUGACUGUCCUUGAUUUCAAUGACAACGCGCCAGUGUUUACUCAAUCUGUAUAUAGUGUGAAUGUUCCCGAGAGUGUACCUGUGAGAACUUUACUACUCACGGUGACUGCGACUGACCCAGACGAGGGAGUCAAUGGGCAAGUGACAUACUCUUUCAGGAAAAUAAAUGAAAGAACCUCAAAGAUCUUCCAAAUGAACACUGUUACAGGCGAAAUAUCAACGAUGAAAAAUCUAGAUUAUGAAGAAUCUGCCCUUUAUGAGAUGGAAGUACAAGCCGAAGACAAUCCUGGGCUUCUGGGGAAAGCUAAAGUCCUGGUUUCAGUCUUAGAUGUAAAUGACAACACCCCCGAAGUGAGUAUAACAUCUCUCACGAAGUCAGUAUCUGAAGACUCUCUCCCAGGGACUGUAAUUGCCCUUUUAAAUGUGCAUGACCGGGACUCUGGGGAGAAUGGACGUGUAAAGUGUUCUAUACCCGAGAAUCUGCCUUUUAAACUUAUCAGAUCUUAUGGAAAUUAUCACAAAUUGAUAACAGUUGGAACCCUAGACAGAGAGAAGGUCUCCCAAUACAAUGUUACUGUGACAGCUACAGACUGGGGCACCCCUCCCCUUUCCAUGGAUGCUUCCAUCUCCUUGAUCGUGGUAGACACUAAUGACAAUCCUCCUACCUUCAGUCAGGCAUCCUACUCUGUGUAUAUACGAGAAAACAAUCCCAGAGGUGCCUCCAUAUAUUCCAUAAUCGCCCAAGACCCAGACAGUGAAGAGAAUGGUCAAGUCACUUACUCCAUUGCAGAAGACAUUCUCCAGGGAGCACCUCUCUCCUCCUACAUCUCCAUCAACUCCAACACUGGAGUCAUCCAUGCUCUAUGUUCCUUCGACUAUGAACAAUUACAUAAUAUUCAACUGCUUGUGAUUGCCCAAGAUGCCGGAGACCCACCUCUCAGUAGCAAUGUGUCUUUGACUCUUUUCAUUCUGGAUCAGAAUGACAACGCCCCCAAAAUCCUAUAUCCCAUAUUUCCCACAGAUGGCACUACCGGAGUGGAGUUGGCUCCUCGCUCUGCAGAGCCAGGAUACUUGGUGACCAAAGUGGUGGCAGUCGAUGGAGACACAGGCCAAAAUUCCUGGCUGUCCUAUCAUCUACUCAAAGCCACAGAACCAGGCCUCUUUUCUGUGGGCUUACACACAGGAGAAAUUAGAACUGCCCGAGUCUUUCUAAGCAAAGAUAACUUCAAACAGAAUCUGGUUGUAUCAGUCACAGACAAUGGAGAGCCUCCUCUCUCUGCCACUGUUAGUGUCACAGUGAUUGUGGCUGACAGUAUCCUCGAGGUCCUCUCAGAUCUCAAUCAUUUGACUGCUCCUGAAGUCCCCAAUGAAUCCAGUCUCACUUUCUAUCUGGUCCUGGCUGUGACUGCCGUGUCCUGCCUGUUUUUUGGCUUCAUCAUUGUCUUACUAGCGCUCAGGAUAUGCAGAUGGAGGGCUUCAAAACUGCUGAGAUGGGGCACUAACCAUUUUGUUGGUGUCCCUGUCUCAGAAUUUGUUGGAAUUGAUGGAGUCCGAGCUUUUCUUCAGACACAUACUCAAGAGGUUACUCUCACUAUGCACUCUCAGAAGAACCAAUCACUCUUUCCCCAACAUUCCUAUGCAGACACUUUAAUAUGUCAGAAAAUGUGUGAGAAAAACAGACCACUUUCAGCAUCUCAGAAUUUACUUGAAGGUAAAGAGGAUUCUAAUAUUCUCCAGGAUUCUCUUUUAUGAUCAGCAGCAGGAAAGGACAAGCCUGAAAAGGGAAAUAUUCAUAAGAAGGCUUCUGACAAAGGAAAGCUGGU
Molecule: messenger RNA, 3132 nt
Organism: Antechinus flavipes (yellow-footed antechinus)
Lineage: Eukaryota; Metazoa; Chordata; Mammalia; Dasyuromorphia; Dasyuridae
Product: protocadherin gamma-A4-like
Exons: 2
Coding region: 623-3061 (812 amino acids)
Biological process (GO): homophilic cell-cell adhesion
Cellular component (GO): plasma membrane
Molecular function (GO): calcium ion binding
Source: RefSeq, a predicted model, not a curated record